AUGCGAUGGUUUCAGCAUGCACAUAGUGCCGACACGGCUAUCUGCUACCUGAAUCACCAAGGGGCUCCGAUUGCGGUCAAGAGUCAAGACGGUGAGCAACCAAGUGGUGAUCUUCUCGACGGCGACUCGCACCCCAUGGUCGUGGAUCAAGGCCACUCGGACAAGCCUGCCGAUGAAACAGAUUGCCGAAUGAGCACGUGCGAUCCUCCACAACAUCGUCCAGAUGAUAGCAGUGCACCUGAAGGUCAGCCAGCCGUGAUCACAGCUGAGCUCCUGGAGUCCGAUCCUGAGCCAGGCGCAGAGAGUGCAAAGCUGGUGGGCCAAGGCGGCGUUGAGGCAGAGUUCACUGCACUGCUGACCAGUGGCUUUGAAGAGGCUUCCAGCAACCAGCCGGCCUGCGAUGCCUGCGAUGACGACAUGUCGGACAGUGCGGACGAGGCCGCGGGGGAGGCGGCACCCAAGGAGGAAACGAAGGACGACGAUACCCCCAUGCCUGACUCUUCCGAGGAUGCAGCUACUGCGACUGCAAAAGCAGACGAGAGCGAGACUUUCGCAUCGCCUCCAAAAAUAGGUCGCUCCUCCGUCGCAUCGGGCCAUUCCUCUGCCACUCCCAGGCGCAGAUCUAUCGCAGCCCAAGUUGCAGAGUGCAAGGCCAAAAUCUCUGAGCUUCAAAGGCUCAAGAUGCAGCGGCUAGAAGAAGAGGAUUACAUCGGGGCGCAUGAGGCCAAGCAGGAGAUCCUUGCUCACGAGCAGAACUUGCAGACCCUGCGGCUUGAAGCAAUGCCAACACCGGCGCGAGGGGAGGAACUCAAGGACGAAGAUGUCGAAGGGCGCCGCCUGGAGAACGAGGCUGCAGAGGUCGCAUGGCGCCCCGACCCUGGCGACACGAACCUCGUGAGACUGGAAGCUCUGCAAGCCGAGGGGCCCACUUUUACGUUGACCGUGGACAUCUUCGACCGCCUGUACCCUUACCAGCAGAAGGGAGUGGCAUGGAUGGCCAGGCUUUGGCAGAAGGGGCACGGCGGUGUUCUCGCAGAUGAGAUGGGUCUCGGCAAAACCAUCCAGGUGUGUGCUUUGUUGAACGGUGCGCGCAAAGCGGGUGCAACCCAUGCGCUGCUGCUGAUGCCCGUGACAUUGCUGGAUCAGUGGAGCCGAGAGGCACGGUUGUGGUGUCCAGGUUGGCCUGUGUACACCUACUACGGGACCGCAGCGCAGCGGGCCAAGGCCUUGCGUGGCCUUCGGAGACCUAUGGGAGGUUUGUUGCUGACUUCCUACUCGCUUCUCAGCAACUGCGAAGACCUCCUCGAGGUUCAGGUCGAAGACGUCCCUGAGCCAACUCACCGCCGUGGACGAAAGCCUGGGGGUGAGAAGCCGUCCAAACGCCGGAAAUUGGACGACGACGAUGGCUGCGACGAAGCCUGUGACUCUGAGGAGGAGCCAUUGGAGCCCGAGCUUCCGGGCGGAGAGCUCCCGGCGCUUGGCAGUCGCAGGUCUUGGGAUCUGGUCGUCUGUGAUGAGGCACACAGGAUGAAGAACAUGUCUUCACUGCUGGCCAAGAGCCUUCGCAAGCUCAAGUCAUCUUGUCGCAUCUUGCUCACGGGCACGCCGGUCCAAAAUGCUCUUCAGGACCUAUGGGCCUUGAUGGAUUUUGCGCAGCCUGGGCUCUUGGGCAACCACGCGACGUUUGUCAAGAACUUCAGUGAGCCCAUAGACAAAGGCAGCGUGCGAGGUGCAAAGGUGUGGGCUGUCGAACUGAAGAAACACUUGGCUGAGCAACUUCGGGCACUGAUUCGUCCGCAUCUCCUGCGCCGGACGAAGGUCAAUGCUGGACUCACAGGCGCCUCUGAAGUAGCGGAGGAUGUUGAUUUCGAGGAAGCCGAGAGUGAAGAGAAAGACAUUGAAGGGGUGGUGACCAAGCUUCCCAGCAAGAGGGAGACUAUCGUCUGGCUGGUUCCUAGUGACGAGCAGAAGGCUGCGUACAAGAAGGUGCUGGAGGACAGCGAAGUCAUCAAGGAAGCGUGUGUGAAGUCCAAGCUGGGCAUCGAGGUCUUCCGAGCAAUCGGCCUCUUGAAGCGCCUUUGCAACCAUCCGCUUCUGUUGCUGCCGAUGCCAACGGUAAAGGACUGGGCAAACCUUCUACAAGAGGUGCAAGCUUCGGCAGAGGAGCAAGAAGCCACCAAUGAGACUUCAGAUGAGCAGAAGGAGGAUGGCACCGCGACGGAGACGGCAGAUCAGCAGGACGAUGCCCAGUGCGGCCAAGACGUGGAGUCACUUUUGAAAGCCUUGUCGCGAAGCCAUCAGGACGUGCUGCUGCAGAGCUCCAAGCUUCAGUGCUUGGCCAGACUGUUACCCGAGCUGGCGUCCCAAGGCCACCGCACCCUGGUUUUUUCACAGAGUGUCAAGAUGCUCGACCUGGUCCAGAUCUGCUGCUUGAAGCCCCAUGGCCUUCGAUGUCUGCGGAUAGACGGGCAAACAGAUGCCCAGGCACGAGCUGAAAAGGUGUCGAAGUUCAACAACCAGCCAGAUCGCUUCCAGUGUAUGCUGUUGUCCACGGCUGUGGGUGGCGUUGGCCUGAAUUUGACGGCCGCCGACCGCGUGGUGAUCGUCGAUCCUGCUUGGAACCCUGCAACCGAUGCACAGGCCGUAGACAGGGCGUAUCGCAUUGGGCAGAACAAGGAGGUGAGAGUCUACCGCCUCAUCAUGAGUGGCCUCAUCGAAGACAAGAUGUUCCGUUUACAGGUGUUCAAGAUGGGACUUACUCGAACUGCUCUUGAAGCUGAUCAGCAGCACCGUUACUUCACGGCCUUGCUGACAUGA
Molecule: messenger RNA, 2817 nt
Organism: Symbiodinium sp. CCMP2592
Lineage: Eukaryota; Dinophyceae; Suessiales; Symbiodiniaceae
Source: the annotation of a GenBank genome assembly